ACGUCAUCGAGCACGUGACCAUUAAGCGGAGCCGACCAAAAUCCCAAACAAGGAAAUGGUGGGGUAAUAAAACGAUCGGAUCAUUUAAUUAAUGCAUGUUAUAAUUUAUAUUUUAUUUUAUUGUAAAUUAAGAAUUAUUUAUGGGUUAAAAUGGACCACGACUUCAAAACGAAGCUCGCCGCCGAGAGGGAGAGAGUGGAAGAUCUGUUUGAAUUUGAAGGUUGUAAAGUGGGUCGCGGCACAUACGGGCAUGUUUAUAAAGCGAAGCGUAAAGACGGGAAGGAUGAGAAGGAGUAUGCUCUCAAACAGAUUGAAGGCACUGGUAUUUCCAUGUCUGCCUGCAGGGAAAUUGCUUUGCUGAGAGAGUUAAAGCAUCCUAAUGUCAUCGCCCUGCAGAAAGUAUUUCUCUCUCACAGUGACCGCAAAGUCUGGCUCCUCUUUGACUAUGCUGAGCAUGACCUGUGGCACAUCAUAAAAUUUCAUCGAGCAUCAAAGGCCAACAAGAAACCCAUGCAGCUACCGAGGGGGAUGGUGAAGUCUCUUCUUUACCAAAUCUUAGAUGGCAUCCAUUACCUUCAUGCCAACUGGGUCCUGCACAGAGAUCUGAAACCUGCCAAUAUCCUGGUCAUGGGGGAAGGCCCAGAGCGAGGAAGAGUCAAAAUUGCUGAUAUGGGUUUUGCCCGACUCUUUAACUCUCCACUGAAGCCGUUGGCCGAUCUGGACCCAGUGGUCGUCACAUUCUGGUACCGAGCCCCAGAACUACUGCUCGGGGCGAGACACUACACAAAAGCAAUCGAUAUUUGGGCAAUAGGCUGUAUCUUUGCGGAGCUGUUGACGUCAGAACCAAUCUUUCAUUGCCGACAAGAAGACAUAAAGACCAGCAAUCCUUUCCAUCACGACCAGUUAGAUCGCAUAUUCAGCGUCAUGGGCUUCCCAGCAGAUAAAGACUGGGAAGAUAUCCGGAAAAUGCCAGAAUAUCCAACUCUACAGAAAGAUUUCAGAAGAACCACAUAUGCCAACAGCAGUCUUAUCAAAUACAUGGAGAAACAUAAAGUCAAACCAGACAGCAAAGUGUUUCUACUGCUCCAGAAGUUGCUGACUAUGGAUCCCACCAAAAGAAUCACUUCUGAGCAGUCACUGCAGGACCCAUAUUUCCUGGAGGAUCCAUUACCUACGUCUGAUGUAUUUGCUGGAUGUCAGAUUCCCUACCCCAAACGAGAGUUUCUAUCUGAGGAUGAACCAGAGGAGAAAACAGAGAAGAACCAGACGCAGCAGCACCAGCAGACGGCUGCACAGACGCAGACACAAACGCAGACACAGCAGGCUCCAACCCAACAAAGCUCAGCGCAGACAAACGGCACAUCAGGCACUGCAGGGGCCAACACGGGCCCCUCCAUACAGCAUGGACAGGAACAGGGGCCACCAAACAAAAAACCUCGCACCUCAGGAACCAGUGUUCUUCAAACAGACUACCAGCACUCCAGCUCGCGGCUCAGCUACCAGAGCAAUGUCCAAGGCUCUACCCAGUCGCAAAGCACUAUGGGAUACUCAUCCUCAUCUCAGCACUCUCAUCAGUCUCAUCGAUACUGAGACUCAAAAUCCUACUUAAGCACUUAAAAUAAAUAUUAACCACAAGCAUUAAGCCAGGCAAGUCAGAGUUGUGAUUCAAAUGAAUUGCUGGCCCCAUAAUAUGGCCCCAACAUAAACAUAAAACCCAAGUGUAUUCUCUUACAAAGCUAUCUGUCAUCCCACAACUCUCAGCAAGUGCUACUCCAACCAAAGCACAACUUUACAAUCCCUUUAUUUCGCUCCUCAAGAGAACCAGAGCCAUAAUUGGGUAUUUUCCUCAAUAUCUCAACAGUUUUUCAAUUUAUUGUAAUAAAACUUCCACCAGCUCCAGCUCCAAAACCAACCAAACCUAAUAGUCUGCUGACUGUUUAGCAUCUUUAUGCAUUCUCAAUUCAUUUUACCAUGGUUAGACCCAAACAGUCUCAAAAUGAUCAGGCAAAUGCUAUUGGGGUCAUAGCUACAGAUAGAAGUGACAUGAGGCUUGUUACAAUGGGGUCAUUAAACUGGCGUCCCACUGGUCGACUCCAAAAAACUAGCAUUUCAUCAGAGCAAUCAUAGCUACCAAAUCUGACCAUUUACAGUGUUCCAGUGACAAGUAAUUUUCUCUAUCAUCACUGCUUCAAGAUGUGUCCCAGAUAUUUGAUGCAGAGUCAUGAGGAAACGGGACUGUCAUGGCUGAGACUGGUUAGAAUACGAAUCUCAGAUUAACUUGAAAGAGAAGUCACACAAAUGAGAUCUGAGUUUGCAUUGUUAUGACAUUGUGUUAGGAUGCAGUUAAUGGAAUAAUUUGGCCCUAUGAAUGCGUGAGAUGGUGUAUCUGUUCAUUUGGGUCUGAUAUGUUCAUACAACUGAAAAUUGACUAGUGGGACACCAGUCUAAUAUAUAUAGUCAGUUACACAAUCCAAACUUUGCAGCUAUUGCGUUUAUUUAUUUAUUUAUUUUUGACUUUACCACCCAUUAUUAUAGUGGGUUUGUCAUCUCGAGGUUUUGUGAGAUUCCUCCGUUUGACAACCCUGAGACAAAUCAAAUAGAGACAUCUGCGGUAUAUAAGCAAUUGUACAUAGGAAGCAAAAUCCCCUUUUAUCUCUCUCCCAGUGAAGGGAGCAGCCUGCAUGUACAGACUGGAUUUGUGUAACGUGUGCAUAUUUUAAAGACUGAACAAAGAGCAUCUCUCAUAGCUAUCAUGCACCACUGUAUUACUACACAAAUCUUAUUUUGUUGUGUAAGAGAUUGUUUGAUUUUUUGUAAAAUAUACACUGAUAUACUUUUCAUCCCUUUUUUGCAUUAGUUACAACAGGAACAACCAAUAAAAGUAACAUCAGUUAUAAAAGUA
Messenger RNA from Carassius carassius (crucian carp), 2902 nucleotides. Its product is annotated as cyclin-dependent kinase 19-like. Gene Ontology annotation, biological process: protein phosphorylation. The transcript has 13 exons. The coding region runs from base 151 to 1590 and encodes 479 amino acids. Gene Ontology annotation, molecular function: RNA polymerase II CTD heptapeptide repeat kinase activity; cyclin-dependent protein serine/threonine kinase activity; ATP binding. The record is from RefSeq and is a predicted model, not a curated record. Gene Ontology annotation, cellular component: cytosol; nucleus; mediator complex. NCBI's taxonomy places the organism in Eukaryota, Metazoa, Chordata, Actinopteri, Cypriniformes, Cyprinidae.